Molecule: messenger RNA, 2252 nt
Organism: Cyprinus carpio (common carp)
Lineage: Eukaryota; Metazoa; Chordata; Actinopteri; Cypriniformes; Cyprinidae
Product: mitogen-activated protein kinase kinase kinase 14-like
Biological process (GO): positive regulation of canonical NF-kappaB signal transduction; protein phosphorylation
Molecular function (GO): protein kinase activity; ATP binding
Source: RefSeq, a predicted model, not a curated record
UCUUGUGAAUUCCCCUUUGUAGUUUUAGGUGGGAGGAAGUGGAAACGUGGAGCAGGAUGGAGUCUCCUCGUGUCCUCCAGCUGUAUGGGGCCGUGAGAGAAGGACCCAAUGUGAUUCUCUUCAUGGACCUGAAAAGAGGUUCUUUAGCUCAGCUGUUGAGAGUGAAGGGUCAUCUGUCUGAAGAGCUGGCUCUGUGUUAUCAUACUCAGGUCCUGCAGGCUCUCCAGCACUUGCACAGCAGACACGUUGUACACCUGGAUGUCAAAGCUGACAACGUGUUGGUGUCUGAGGAUGGCAGACAGUGUUUCCUCUGUGAUUUUGGACUAUCUGAGACUCUCAAUCAGGAUGGAUACAGCACCAAAACCUUCAGAGGGAACAUUCUGCGUGGCACUGAGUCUCAUAUGCCGCCGGAGGUGGCGAGGGGGGAUCCUCGCUCUGCUAAAGCUGACGUCUGGAGCAGCUGCUGUAUGUUACUGCACAUGCUCAACGGACACCAGCCCUGGACGCGAUUCUACCCUCAUCCUCUCUAUCUGAAGAUUGUGAGUGAACCGCCUCCUUUAUGGGAGAUUCCACCUGACUGUGACCCGCUGACCUGUGAUGUCAUCAAAGGGGGACUGGUUAAAGAGCCGAGAGAGAGACAUUCUGCGUCAGAACUGCUGCAAAAGACUGUGAAAGCACUCAGAACAGUAUGUGGGCUCUCUGGUCCUGAGGAAUCAGCUAAUCAGCAUUCAGCAUCUGCAUUCGAAGACUGUCUGAAUGUGAACUUGCACAAGACGGCUAUCCCAUCCAUCACGGAAACUCCAGUGAAAACAAGUCCUCCUGGCUUCCCAGAAGACCUCUCAGCACCCACAAUCCACUGGGUGAGCACAUGGAGACAGACGGCGCCAGACGAGGAUGAUUCUGACUCCAUGACGGAGGAGAGCGAGUGGGAUGAAGAUGCAGAUAUGAACGGACUAAGAAGAGACAAGAUGAGCAGUAGGAUGGACAGAUACUGGGGCGAGGAGGAAAAUAACGAGAAACAAAUCUAUUCAGAAGAUGACAGAGAGCUUGACUCUAAUGAAGACACAUCACAGAUCAAUGAAGUGACAGAUCAAACAGAGGCUGAAGAAAGCAAAACGGAUUAUUUAAUUGAAAAAAGAGUUGUGUUUGGGGGAUGCGGUGAAUAUGACAGAAGUCUUUUAGAGGAAUCAGAGAGCUGGGAUGGAGAGAUCCGAAGCGUUGUGGAUGAUGAAGAGGUGGAAAGUGAUUUAGAGAGUCUUCGAGAGCUUGGCAGCGACUGGGCGCAGGAGUGGGAGCCGUUUCUACAGCUCCAGACACUUUAUUGCCCAAAAGAAGCUCAACUGCAGAGUCAAGACAGCUAUUCGGAGUCUGAAGAAGAGUCGGUCAUGCUGAGGGAGAGUGAACAAAAAGGCACAAGUUUACCUGAUUCUCAUGGACCGCAACCUUUCACCUGCACCAUCCGCUGUGACUCUGAGCAAGACCUUAGUGAUGAGGACUCUGAUGAUUUAAGCUCGGGGGUCUUUUCCUCCUGUAGCACCUCAGAUGGUCAAAGCUUCAAUGUGGAUUGGUCAGUGACAACUGAUCAGACACCUUCUUGCUACUUUGAAGGUCUUGGCGUGGAUGUAUGGGUUGAAGAUGUAAGCGGAGAGAGUUUAAAGAUCAGAGAGAGGCCACAGGUGAAAAUCGGACACAUAGCUGUGGGAAUCAGUGAACAGAUAUCUUUGAGGACCUUCAGUUUGGCCACCCUAGACGGGCGUCUGGUGUCUCCGGACACAGAAGUGUGCGAGUCGGGCGUGUGGUUGCAGUGUGUUCCUGCUCCUGACGGCAGUCCCAGCUGGGAUUGGAGGGUCAGAGACGGAAAACUGGAGCUGCGAGAAUAUGAUGAACAUUCAGAUACCUGCUCAACUGUGGCACUCUAGCAAAACUGACCAUUACAAAACAAAAAGAACUGAGCUUUAUGCAUCUCAUUCCAUUAUUUUUGAGCUUUAUGAUGCUCAAUUCAUCCAUUUGUGUAGUAACUUGUUUAUGAUUGAAUUUAAACAUUUUCAAAAUUCUCUCAAGUUGACUAAGCUUAAUCAUAAUGUUUCAAAUUGUACAAUGUAAAUUUCUUGUGUUGAUAGUUUUGUUAGGAAUACAACACUGUUUAACUUCAAUGCUAUACAUAAUAUAAACUGUAUAAAUACUUUUAUAUAAAAUACAUAAAUAUAUUUUGUGCAAGAAAACAAACGCUGCUGCUGUGCAACGUAAACUAA